AUUCAUUAGUGAUCUACUACUACAGUGUAAACCGGGCUGCCUCCUUGCAUAAGGUUUUAGCAGUUACCUUUCUUUGAAACGCAGGACAUUAUUACUUCUUCCAUUUUACUUUUGUUACCUAGUAGUAACUGGUGGCAGGUCCACUCUUUAACAAUAAUACCAUUUUACUUUCAGAAGCCACCGGCGACUCCGCACCAAUCACGAUAUCCGUACUAAAAGCCAGAAAAAGCUUUUGGCCAAAAACACUAAAUAAACCUUAUAGCUUAACCGCCUCCCUACGGGACCUCUUAUUGUUGUAUCAUCGUCAUCAUGAUGAUGUUGAAAGCGCCAGGUAAAGAGGCACCCAAACCUUAUUUUGCAUAUUGGCUGCUCCAGGAAGGCUUUAAACCCAAAAAGUGAGCUGCUUCCAGCAAUCAGUGGACAGACAAUGGACGAUCUCAAGCUCCCGGAGGGUCAAAAGGUUUAAGAUACCUCUAACUACCUGGUAGUAGUUUUUAUUAGGGCCCGGAAGACCGAUGGCGCACGCGCGGCACAUCGGCUGCCGUGGGCUGCCAGAACAGAGUUCAAAGCUCCCAUUUGCUCCCUGAUCGCCCGCCAAGUUGUGGCUCAAGAGGGGGCCCAAUAGUACUCCUCCGUUGUAUCGCGGGAUGGAAAAGGCCCAUGGGAUGGGGACGGGACAAGAUGCAGAAGAUGGCUGAGUUCCGGAGAGGCUAACUGCAGCACACUCAAUCCUGUAGCCAUGUAUGUAUAUAUCUUAUAUCUCUUUUAGAGUGCAUGGAUAUUUCGAGUGUAGAUUUACUCGACGGGGGCGCCGUGGGACCGAGAUCUGUGGGGGAAUGAGGUGACGAUUGAAGAAUUGUUUAAUAUUGAAGACAAAUAAAAUUAACUAUGUCACAAUCGUGUAUGGUAGAUGGAUGUAGGGACCUACAUCUGGAUUGCUUUGGGCCAUGUUAUCGGAUCUUCGGGGGCGGGGCGGGGCGGGAUACUUCUCUGGACAGGAAUGCAGCUAGAGCCCGCCCUUGGGACUUGAUGUCUCGGCUGCUGAUUGGUGUUUGCGGAGCUUCGAACGAGCUAAGCUGUAGAUAGAUAGUUAGUUGACCACAUACAUACAAGAGCAAAUCCCUAACGACGACGAUAUGAGAUACACUCUAUUUAUCCUAGAAGAAUUAAAUAUAACCAUAAUAAGAAAACCUCCGCCUCCAUCUGCGGAAGCUUUUGCCUUUUUUGCUCUUGUCUGGUUUCCUCUCAUCUUCUUUUUCCUCUUCUUUCUUUUUCGUCUGUUUUUUGACUUUCCUGCGUCCACCAAACCGAACUCAAAAUAUCUCGCUCCCGUGAUAUAUAUAUCUCCACACAACCACCUCCCGUCCUCUUCCCCGGAUUCCGCUACCAAACGUUCCCCCACAUCUAUUCCACCACCAUAUCUUUUAUUCGCUAUUAUUACUUAUCCCCGCCUGAUUCCGCAGCUAUUAUCACGCCGUCUCCCCCGUCCUGCAAUAUUCCGCGCGCGCCCGGUCCGGUUCUUCUGUUGACGGAGAGCUCCCCGCCGCCCGCCGCCCGCCGCCUCCACCUCCGCCGCUUGCCACGAUAUGCCAGGGAUGAACCUGCGAUCCACACCUCUCUUCCACGGCUGCUACGCUAUAGAUUUAAGAGGCUGCUAGUCUUGGAGGAGAACAACGGAGUCACUCGCACUACACAUACCAGUUAAACCAUGGCGAACCACAUACGUUGGGAGCAGACGGCGCAGAUCCUUCCGCCACCACCACCACCACCGCCGCAACAGCAAAACAAUAUCCACCACAACCACAACCACAGCCACAACCACGGACACCAGCACCAGCCACCACAGCUACCACAUAUACAGCUGCAGCUGCAGCAGCAACAGCAGCAACCUAGACAGAUACAGGCGAAGGGACGGACGACAUUGUCCAACUCCCCUGCUAAGCCCGCUCAAGCUCCAAAAUCAUCCAAAUCAUCAAUCCCGUCAGACGCCCCAUCUUUCACCUUCAUCGACCACGAUGACGAUCUCGCCUCGAAACGGAUCAAGGACGCAAACGCCCGCAAGGCGAUCAGGUCCCAUGUUAUGCGCGACGUGCGGCGCAGAGAGAGACUACUCGGUCUAAAGCGGACAUCCAAGCGUGGUGCUGCUAAAGAGAAGAGCUCGUCGCCAACUGCCAGUAAAAAUAAGACUGAUACCCAGACCGCCGCAUCCACUGCAAAGAACCAGCGGAAAAGCACUCCCAGUGCGAGCGCAAGUGCCAAUGCCAGCGCCCGUGCUAGCGUUAGCGACGCGGAUACGACAAGGGAUAUUGACAACAACAGUAUAUCAGAUACGACAACGAUGAGCCUAAGUCCGACCUCGAUUUCGGAUUUAUGGAUGACCGGCGGAUCACCGUCUGGAGAUGGCGCCGCCGUCGUGCCGGGUAAGGAUGAUUCAGAUUCACCUUACUUCCCCAAUCUGUGGACGGAUUCCCCUACCUGGGCUUUUGACCCCUUCGGCACCCUCCCGGGCUCAAGUCCGCCUACCAAUACCAUAAUAGACGGACUGAUAAAAUACUUCUCCGCUGUCCUAAUUCCCAUGACCUUCCCCGCGGAAACAAAACAGCCCCAUGACAGCAAAAAACGCAUGGCCCUAAUUAUCAACGCGACAAUCUCUGAAGCAGGGCCUUUCUUCGGCUACAUGAGUCUGUGCGCCGCGCAUCGAGCUGUCUUGCAAGGGAAGAAUCCGGACCCCUUGUCUAUCGCGGCUAGAGCUGGUUCUGAAAAUGACAAGCUGUUCGAGCCGGACUAUUACAUGAUGAAGGCUCGGUGUAUUGAUGAAAUGAAUAGGAAAAUAAAUGAUCCGAAGCUGUCGCUGUCGGAUUCGGCCUUUGAUAUUGUUGUUAGUUUGACGUCUUGUGCGUUGACUAUUGGCGAUUUCGACGAAGCCAGAAUUCAUAUCAAGGGAUUGAAAAAGAUGGUUGACUUGCGCGGAGGUGUUUUCGGUUCCUCAUUCCAAGGAGAGGGGAUGCGCGUGCUCUCUAACAUAUUAACAUGCGAUAUCAUGUCCGCUUCUGCACUCAUGUCACGCCCCCUUUUCCCGUUAACAUGGGACUUACAACCAAUCCCACCGGAGACCGCAGGACGGAUACUCCCACCACCCACCUCCCAACUAUCCAACACCGGUAUGGCCCUCUGCACCAACGAAGCUCUCUCCACACCACUUCGAAACGCCCUCAGGGGCCUCCGCGAGAUCCUCUUCUUCGAACACGCCAGCGCCCAGCACCCAGCAAACUUCUCCACCGUCGAGAACGAAAUAUUCGUUUACAAAAGCCACGAGAUGCAAUACGAAUUACUAGAGUACCCGUACCGGCUCGGCCAGAAAACUCCCCCCACUUCCGUAACCUCCAUAACCUCAGAACCACCACUCCAACCCCUCGAAGCCAUCGCCCGGGUCGCCGCCAUCUGCCACAUAAACCACUUCUUCAUCGUCUCCCCGCCCUCCUCCGGUCUCGGUUGCGCCCUUACACGCCACCUCAGCGUGGCUGUCAGCAGGUUCCCUACGUCCAUGUUCCCCAGUUUACCAAGCGCGUGGCUCGACCUGGUCGCCUGGGCGGCGUUCCUGGGUGCGCGCGGCUCGAGGGCCCAGAAGACGAAGCCGUGGUUUCUAGAGCGGUUGAGGGAUGUUGCGGCGGUUAGGGGGUGGAUUCGGCCUGUCCUUGGGACUGGGACUGGGACUGGGUGGGGUGGGGAGCACGUGUAUGUUGGUAGUAGUAAUGGCAAUGGCAAUGGGAAUGGGGACGAUGGGUGGAAGGCGGUUGAGGAGGUGUUGAAAGGGUAUUUGUAUAUUUCUGAGUUGCAGGGCAAGGUGUUUCGAGGUAUUUGGGAGGAGGUUGUGCGAGGGCCUGCUGUUGUGGAGGUGGCGUAAGGGAGGUAUGGCCAAGAGGUCAGAAUAAAGGGAUAUAUGGCUGAGUGUAUUAUUAUAUACCGCUUUCGUUUUCGUUUCGGUCUGGAUUUGGAUUUUAAUUCUGGUAUAUUCUUUUGGGCGGCAGAUGGGCAAAAAAGAAAAAGACGGCGAAGAAGGGAAAAGGAAAAGGGGGAGUUCGACUUUGGGAUUUUGGUUUGUUUCUUUCUUUCUGUUUCCGUUUUUGUUUUAUAAUUUCCCUCUUCUUGGUGUAGUUAUACUUAUUUUUGUAUCCUUAUUUAUGUUCGGCUCUUUGGUCAGCGAGUUUGGGUUUGGCCUGCUUAUUGUUCGUAGGGAGUCUAUACUUCACUCAUGUUUUUUGGGAUUGGAUUGGGUUGCGAUGGAGGUUACUUUGGGCGGUUUAUUUGAUUUUAUUUUCAUUUUUUGAGCCUUUUUGGGAAAUAAUACUCUAUGGGUAGAGACGUAAUACUGAGCUGCUGGUAUUUCAUUAUUAAUUUUUGUAUUUAACUGGUUUAUUCUCAUAGGAGUACAGAGUACAGAUUAUAUGUAGAUAUGAUUGGUUGAUUAGUGCGCCAUCACGUGAGCGUCAUCAUCGCUGGAUUUCUUUGCUGCAAAAAAAAAAAGUUAAAAAAAACUUUCUUU
Messenger RNA from Blastomyces gilchristii SLH14081, 4543 nucleotides. Its product is annotated as tachykinin family protein. Lineage: Eukaryota; Fungi; Ascomycota; Eurotiomycetes; Onygenales; Ajellomycetaceae. The coding region runs from base 1709 to 3904 and encodes 731 amino acids. The transcript is spliced from 6 exons. The record is from RefSeq and is a predicted model, not a curated record.